UAAAACAGCGGCAGCAUGUCAAUAAUAUUAAAGCGCAAUUUCCGGGCGUCCUGGAUGCUAAAGGCUUGCUACAGUUCCAGCGCACAAUCGGGGGAUUCGGCCAAAGCCAAAACAAUACCCAAAAACCUGCUCGAGGACAAGCAAACUGCUGUUCUGCAAAAGGAAAACGGUGCCAUCUUCGACAAGAGACCCUUCAAGAUCCACCUGGACAAAGAUAAAACCUACAGCUGGUGCCUAUGCGGCAAGUCGAAAUCUCAGCCCCUGUGCGAUGGGAUGCACAAGAACGAGUUCCUCAAGAUCAAGCAGAGGCCCAUCCGCUUCAAGGUGGAAAAGUCGGGCGACUACUGGCUGUGCAACUGCAAACAGACCACCCACAGACCCUUCUGCGACGGCACCCACAAGCAGCCGCACAUCCAGACUGCCGUUAAAUAGUUUAAGGUCUCGAAAUACUCGUGUGUAAAAAUGAGAAAUGCAUUAAUUUUGAAUCAA
Messenger RNA from Drosophila takahashii, 489 nucleotides. RefSeq names its product CDGSH iron-sulfur domain-containing protein 3, mitochondrial. Gene Ontology annotation, cellular component: mitochondrion. Gene Ontology annotation, molecular function: 2 iron, 2 sulfur cluster binding. The record is from RefSeq and is a predicted model, not a curated record. NCBI's taxonomy places the organism in Eukaryota, Metazoa, Arthropoda, Insecta, Diptera, Drosophilidae.